GUUUCUCUCUCUUCACUUCCUUCAUCGGGAUAACGCGUUUGUUGCGACUCGGUAUGUGCUAGCAGUUCCUCUCGAAACAACAACACUUUCGAUUCAAUUCGCCGCCGACGCUCAUGUUUGCUAAUUUCUGGGUUGAUUGUUCGUUUCAUUAGCGAUUUUUCAUCGUAUUCCUGCAUCUUUUUGUUGCCAGCGCCAUUUGUCCGCUUUACGUGCGAUAAAUUUCGCAUCACAUAGCCAUUUGUACCGGACCCACGAGGGGUUUGCAAACCAAUUCCAUUGUAAGACUAAAUAUUAGUAAUUGCUUUGUUUGCAAUCAGCUGUGGAUUAUUUCCCAACAACAUCUGCCAUUGUCACUUACCAUCGGGCUGCUAAAAAAAUCGGUCGAUAAUAGCCUUUUGCUGUCUUAUUCUCCAAAAGGAACACAACAAACAAUUUUUUUUUAUACUCUAAACCAAUUAGAGUCAAUUUCUUCGACAAAAAUUUCUCAAACUGCAAGCUUUUACGACUGGAAAAAGCCUCCUUCGUGCUUAACGGCCAAAUAAAAAAGAUAUUCCUUCGAGAAAGCUGUCCUUUACGGUUUUCACUCGAUUCUUUCCUUCGUUGUCUGUAGAUUACUUGGUUUUCGCUCUUGAUAAAUUCUGGCUCUACUUGAAUUUCUUUGAGGCCCUUCUUGGUACUUGGUGAACAUGAACAUUUAUGUACAACGAGAUGAUGUCUCUUUAGCCGAAAUCCACCGUUUUCGUUUCUGCAUACAAAACGAUAUUCCGUCUGCCAAUGCUGAACCCUCCAAUGAAGUAAAAAACUCAAGGAUUUCAACCCUUCCAGCUACUUCUACAUCUCUCCUAGGUCUUCGCAAUAGUCCACCAGACUCAGGGAAAUCUAAAAAUGAACUCGACAAAGAAAAAGAAUUGUCGAUUUCAGGUUCGGUUCAGUCUUCCUUAAAGUCUUUUCCCCUAGCCGAGAACAGGUAUUCAGCUUUACCAAGCGCUGCUAAUAAAGACUCUACUGAAUCUGCGGAGAAGCAUCGUCCAUCGCAGCAUAGCGAUCUAACACCAACAAACGCAGCGGCAAAUGUCUCAGAGGCUCAAAGCACUCCUAUAUAUGAAAAUGAAUCUUCUUCUUCUGUUCGUCGGUCUUCUAUGACUGACCAUACAGUUCCCCUAAGUCGAUCGCCAUCUUCGGUUCUCUGGGUUCGUGUCAGAAAUAAGGAACCUCGAUUUCGCCAAGCUGCAUAUCUUCAAGGACCGUUUACUUUAUGCGUAAGCGUUUGGAAUGAUCAAUUUUCCUCUGAAGAGAAUUCCCUUUUAAAUUUUGAACCUCAGGUACAGCCGUCCUCUAGUUUUUGGGUCUGCAUCCCUUAUGUAUGCUAUUCAAAUGAAAAGCCAAUAUAUAUUGAAAUUGUCAGUCAAGCUAUCUUCAAAGAUCGUCCAAUUAGUUUUGAACUAGCUAUUGCUACCACUCAGCAAUCCAUUCGUGCCAUGUCGGCAGCUGAUGUGGAUACCUUGCAUGCAUUCCCAUCCCUUCAUAUCGAACAUACCCCUCCUUCUGCGUUAUGGAAAAUACCCCCCUCGUCAUUUCAUGCAGAGAAGUCGCAUCUGGUAAUCUUGACUCAUGGUAUGCACUCAAAUGUUGGUGCUGAUAUGGAGUAUUUGAAGGAACAGAUUCUAAAUGCUGCUGACAAAAAUGGCGAACUUGUAGUCGUCCGAGGAUAUAGGGGAAAUUACUGUCAAACAGAAAAAGGGGUCCGGUGGCUUGGGAAACGACUUGCUGAAUGGCUCCUUGAAAUAGUUGGUUGGGAAACGAGCUCUUUUCCUAGGUAUUCUCACAUAUCUUUAGUUGCUCAUUCCUUAGGUGGUCUUGUUCAGACGUAUGCUGCGGGAUAUGUACAUGCAAAAACACAUGGUUGCUUUUUCCAAGCUAUUCAUCCUGUCCAUUUCGUUACAUUAGCAACUCCUUGGCUUGGAGUCGCAGCUGAACAUCCAUCCUAUGUUGGAAAGGCUUUAUCUUAUGGGAUCAUUGGUCGCACUGGCCAGGACCUAGCAUUAACGUCCAGUGCACAUCCCAUAGAGCCAAGACCAUUCCUAGUUGUGAUGUCUGAUCGUGCUUCCCCUUUUCAUCAAGCAGUCUCGCUUUUUGAACAUCGAACACUGUUUGCUAACACUACAAAUGAUUAUAUUGUUCCAUACGGUACUAGUUCUAUGAAACCUCAUUCUUUAGGCCAAUUAGAUUCAGUUAUGGACGAUGAUAAAGGGAACUCUCCUGCUGCAUCGCAAGAUCUUUCGGAUACCCAUCCUGCGGACCAAUCUACAAGCACCAUGUCCAACAAACCCUCUGAAAUAAAUAUUCAUUCUGAUUCUAUACCCAAUACAGGAAGUCGAUCAAGAAAAAGGAGCACAUCAUUUACAAAUGCUUUCAAAGCUUUAACUGGGCUAUUUAGUACUCCUUCAUCUCAGCAUGCCCUUCCCGAUGAUGCCAAUAAUAAGUUGCCAAAUGCGCAAGAUCCAAGAAAUUCUAAGGUUGAAAAUACAACCACCGAAGCUGUUAAUGCCCCAAAUCAGGCUUACUUGUAUCCUGUUAAAAAAUCAGAAUCCAAGAGCACUUUAUCUGGAUUCACUAACCGUUUGAUUAACACUUUCACGAAUUUGCUUAUUCCAGCUGUUCCUUCUUAUAUGUAUUUUUUGAAAUUCAAAUCUUUGAAUUCUAUUGUUUCUGAUGAGACGUGUGAACCUACAAGUGGUGAAAGCUAUAACAUCGACUCGUUUCUGUCAACUGAGCGUAAACCAUCGAAAACAACUACGGAUUUCCUGCUUAAUGAGAAAAUUAUAUCUUCAAAUUGGCAUCAAUUAUCAUGGAGAAAAGUAUCUGUACAUUUGGAUGGUGAUGCUCAUAAUAGUUUGUUCGUUAGAAGACGAUUUCCUAAUGCUUAUGGUUGGUCAUCUGUUGGGCACUUAACAGAUAUUUUAUUUCAAAAUAACAAUUUGGAAACGUACAGCAAUCCAAUUCAAUUUGAUGAACUGACGACUGCUGCCUGGUUAUCAGAAAUUUAUGAAGAACAUGAUAUAGUUUGAGAGAUUUAUUUAUUGGUUAAUUCAUUAUAUUAAAAUUAAUAUACACCAUUGUUUGCUAGUACAGUAUGCUAAAAUAAUAUGUAUACGGG
Molecule: messenger RNA, 3157 nt
Organism: Schizosaccharomyces cryophilus OY26
Lineage: Eukaryota; Fungi; Ascomycota; Schizosaccharomycetes; Schizosaccharomycetales; Schizosaccharomycetaceae
Product: lipase
Exons: 2
Coding region: 687-3068 (793 amino acids)
Molecular function (GO): monoacylglycerol lipase activity
Source: RefSeq, a predicted model, not a curated record